GUUAGAAUUAAAGAUGAACCAUAGCAGUAAAAGUAGACAUAGAGACCUUCCAUCCACCACUCAAUCACACAACCAACAAGAUCAUCCUAAAAUAGUUCAUGAGCACAAUUGUAAAGAGAAUUUAGGACAGAGAAUUGACCUUCAGUUAAAGAAGUCAACAAGCUAUACUUUCUCAGUGCUUCAACCACUGCAAGGGAUACCGUUUCAAGAGCAGAAUAUUCAAAACCAAGAGUCGAGGAAGCUGGAUCUUAAAAUAGAAAGAGACGUUAAAGAAAAUAUGCAAGAAAAUAAUGAAAGUCUAGGAGAAGAGGUCUCUGCUCAGGUCAGGCAAAGUCUUAUGCACUUCCUAAGAUCUAAUAGUCAAGAUAUCUCUAAGGAGAAAGAACAUCUAGAUACAGAAGAAGAUGUAUUGAAUCUAGCAAGUGAAGUUAACCUGGAGUUCCUUUCUGAUGAAAGUGAUGAAGAAGGAGUUACUCCAAAAAUUGAGAGGAGGAAGAUAUUCCUAGUAGAUCUAAUUCAUAUUGACCCUACUCAGCUCUGUCAACAAAAUAAUGAAACUACUAAUCAUGAAGAUAAAAACUCUUGAGAGGAGCAAGUUCAAGCUCCAAAUAAUUCACAAAAUAAGGUAAAAAUUAAUAUCUCCUCACUUUUCAACAUGUAAA
This is a messenger RNA of Moneuplotes crassus, 662 nucleotides long. The record is from the annotation of a GenBank genome assembly. NCBI's taxonomy places the organism in Eukaryota, Ciliophora, Spirotrichea, Euplotida, Euplotidae.